Fraxinus pennsylvanica is the source of this 1827-nucleotide messenger RNA. NCBI's taxonomy places the organism in Eukaryota, Viridiplantae, Streptophyta, Magnoliopsida, Lamiales, Oleaceae. The record is from the annotation of a GenBank genome assembly.
AUGCAGGUGUCACGUUUUAAGCUACCCUUGUGCUUUGCUGACACACGUAACUUGUCACCCUCCGAAAAGUUCUUUGCUUCGCGUCCUCAACACGAGCAUCUCGUGAAAGCGAUAUCAGUUGGCCCAAAUCUCAAUCCUUUGAUCGAAUCCAACGGUUCGGAUUUUCCUGUGAUCUCUGGCCUCUGUUAUAUAUACACUCCCAUAUUCACACACCCUCUUUUAUACAUCUUUUUAUUAUUAUUCUCCGUUCGAUAUUUUCGCUUUCCUUCCGUCAAAAUUUCGGUCAAAAUGGGAAUCAAAUUGAGAGCUGUUACUGUCACUCUGGUUCUUUCAUCCAUGCUUUUUUCUCUUGCCUUUUCUGCUUCGAAUGAUGGUUUGGUGAGAAUUGGAAUUAAAAAGAUGAAGUUUGAUCAAAACAACCGGCUUGCUGCCCGGCUUGAGUCCAAAGAAGGAGAGGCCCUGAGAGCUUCAAUCAGGAAGUAUAAUCUCCGAGGUAAACUUGGGGAUUCUGCAGAUGCUGACAUUGUAGCAUUAAAGAACUACAUGGACGCUCAGUACUUUGGGGUGAUUGGUGUUGGCACUCCCCAUCAGAAAUUCACUGUGAUUUUUGACACGGGCAGCUCUAAUUUGUGGGUGCCAUCUUCAAAGUGCUAUUUCUCUGUUCCAUGUUUCUUCCAUUCCAAAUACAAGUCAAGCAAAUCAAGUACUUAUAAAAAGAAUGGGAAAUCCGCUGCUAUUCACUAUGGUACUGGAGCUAUUUCUGGAUUCUUCAGCCAGGAUAACAUCAAAGUUGGUGACCUUGUUGUCAAGAAUCAGGAAUUUAUUGAGGCGACGAGAGAACCUAGCGUUACAUUUUUGGUUGCCAAGUUUGAUGGCAUAUUGGGACUUGGAUUCCAAGAGAUCUCAGUUGGAAAUGCUACUCCAGUGUGGUACAACAUGGUCAAACAAGGUCUUAUUAAGGAGCCUGUGUUUUCAUUUUGGCUCAAUCGAAAUGUGGAGGAAGAAGAGGGAGGCGAAAUAGUCUUUGGUGGAGCUGAUCCAAAUCAUUACAAAGGCAAACAUACAUAUGUUCCUGUGACGCGGAAAGGGUACUGGCAGUUUGAUAUGGGUGAUGUCCUCAUCGAUGAUAAACCGACUGGUUACUGUGGUGGCAGAUGUUCAGCAAUUGCGGACUCCGGAACUUCUCUCUUAGCAGGUCCCACGACUAUUGUCACCAUGAUUAACCAUGCUAUUGGAGCCACAGGAGUCGUCAGCCAGGAAUGCAAGGCUGUGGUUGAACAAUAUGGGCAGACAAUUUUGGAUCUUCUUUUGGCAGAGGCACGACCCCAGAAGAUCUGCUCCCAGAUUGGGUUAUGCACCUUCGAUGGAGCUCAUGGUGUUAGCAUGGGAAUUGAGAGUGUUGUGGAUGAGAAAGAAGGUAGAUCAGGGAUACGUGAUGGUACGUGCUCAGCUUGUGAAAUGGCAGUUGUUUGGAUGCAAAAUCAACUGAGGCAGAACCAAACACAAGAUCACAUUUUGAGCUAUGUAAAUGAGCUUUGCGAGCGGCUGCCCAGUCCAAUGGGUGAAUCAGCUGUUGAAUGUGGAAGCCUUUCUUCUAUGCCUAGCGUUUCCUUCACUAUUGGUGGAAAAGUUUUCGACCUCUCUCCGCAAGAGUACAUACUCAAGGUUGGUGAGGGUUCUGCUGCACAAUGCAUUUCUGGAUUCACUGCUUUGGACAUCCCCCCUCCUCGUGGACCUCUUUGGAUCUUGGGAGAUGUUUUCAUGGGUCGAUACCACACCGUAUUCGAUGGUGGCAAACUGAGAGUUGGAUUUGCUGAAGCAGCUUGA